AAAUCCAUAAGUUUUAUGCAAAAACUUUAAAAUACAGGGGUUUUAAAUAAUAUUACUUCUUUUUUCAGAAAAAUACUUUCUGCGUACAUCACACUUUCCACUGGUACUGUAUUCUCCCCAUCCUCUGAACAUUAUGAAUAUGUUUGAUCUCUGUGAAUGGCCAGCACUAGCCAGGAACCAUUGUCACUCAGUUUCUUCUUACCUCUUGGGUUUUGGACUGACCUCUUGAUAUCUGCACUGUGCUUCCUAUUAGUUUUAGUCCAAUUUAGUCAAAUAAAUAUAGCUAAUUUCUCACUCACCUUCUUCUGUUUCAUUUUCCUUAAUUUAUUAGUUUCUUGGCAGCAAUGCUUGGGAAUUGGGAGAGAGCAAGAGAAUAGAGGUUCUGGUGAGACCUUUCUAGUGGCAGCACCUUCGGGUUGCCACAUUCAAACUACUCACAGUUUAAGUCUUUUAUUCUUUUUUAUUUUAUUUUUUUGAAUCGGUAAUCCCGAAUAGCUGGUGGGGUUUUUCAUUUAUGAAAAUCCCUUAUCACACAUUUUCUGUCUGCAAGUCCCUCUCCAAUAACAUGUAACAUAAGCUAGCUAUCAGUUGCUUUUUUGCAACCUCAAACCAAAGUUAAUCCCCACUUUAUUGGGCAUUGGUGAGCUGUCACGUGAGCACAGUACCAAAACAUUUACUAGUAAGCUUGCAUGCGUUAGACUUUUGAAGAAUGGUCUCUGAAUCCACUCUAAGUGAAUGGGAUGUUUUUUUCUCCUUGAUAAUGGAUGAUCAGGUUUUUAGGUGUUGUUUUUUAUUUUUAUUUUUUACUCUUUUUUUUCUUUUUAUUAAGAUGCCUAGGGAGGGUCUAUCAUUAUACUUAGAAAGCAUGGUGUUGUUGAUUGUCAAAGGUAAAUUGACGUCUGUUUCCUGUCUGAGUCCUGUGAUACAGGUGGAACAGGGUGAAGGUUGGUCUUGCACAAUAUUUAUCCUGGUGGUAUGGGAAUAUAUGUGCAAAUCUGACAAGUUCAGAAGUUAAGAAUUUCCUGAUCUCAUGCAUGGGUUACUCGGGUACCAUGAGUAGAGUAUUUAUAUAGCCAGAACCUCCUGAAAACAGUUGUUUGAAGGCUAGGAGACAGCUUUUCCUCUACAUUCUCUGUUUUUCUUCCCCCACAUUUUGUAUUUGUUUGCUUUAUAAAGCAUUUUAUACUAUCAUAGCCUUUCGCUAGCUAAAUAAGACUUUAUAAUAAUGUUUAAAAUGUAAAAACACAUUUUUUAUUUAUCUAAGUCAGAAGGGACUUGAGAGUGUUUGUUUGUCCCUAUGCUGUUUAGUAUUCAGUUUUAACAGCAGUUUCUUCCAAUGAAAACAUUGAGCAGCUUGGUAUAAGCCUCUGUCUGUAAAGAAGUAGUGGGUAUUUCCCCACCAAAAGAAAAUGGGAAGACCAAAAAUGGUCACUUGAACACGACUGUGGAAACUGUGCUCAUAACCUGCAGGCAACAGUAACAAAAUUGCCUAUAGGUUUAAACUUGAAGUGUUUAAUGAAUUGUUAAUACAUUUUACCAUACGUGCAAGUUACACUUGUGAAAUGAAAUAGAAACUUGGGCUGAACAAGUGCACAGAUAAGUGCUUGAAAUUUUUAACUUCUCAGACUAUAUUGUGAAGAUAAUCAUGUAAGAUUUUGAUUGAUCUCUAAAAUGACAAAAUAUUUAAACUUAAAUGUGUGGGCCCUUCUUGACAAUAGAAUGUCUUUAUAAUUAUGUGUUUAAGUUGUCUAUGGUAAAAAUUUUACCACAUUGGAACAGGAAUGACCAAAAGAAGACCAAAGUAAAGAAGAAAACAAGCAAUCCGCAGUUUAACGAAACAUUUUAUUUUGAGGUAACCAGGUCCAGCAGUUACACCAAAAAGUCCCAGUUUCAGGUGGAAGAAGAAGACAUUGAGAAAUUGGAAGUCAGAAAUGUCAGCGAGGGUGGAUCUAUGGAACAAUGGAAAUUUGGUACAAGACAUCUUCCUAGGAGAAAUUAAAGUUCCUGUGAAGGUGUUAAGAAAUGAUUCCUUUCAAGCAUGGUACUUACUUCAACCAAGAGAAAAUGGCAACAAGUCUUCUAAAACUGAUGACUUGGGAUCACUUAGAUUAAAUAUUUGCUACACUGAAGACUGUGUACUUCCCUCUGAAUACUACGUUUCUCUGAGAAACUUGCUGCUAAAAUCAUCAGAUGUUCAGCCAAUUUCUGCAUCUGCUGCCUACAUAUUAUGUGAAGUUUGUCGAGAUAAGUACGAUGCUGUUCUGCCUCUUGUACGGUUGCUACUACACCACCAUAAGCUAGUCCCAUUUGUUGCUGCAGUAGCAGAACUGGACCUGAAGGACACUCAAGAAGCAAACACAGUCUUCAGAGGGAAUUCAUUAGCAACUCGGUGUGUAGAUGAAAUGAUGAAAAUAGUGGGAAAACACUACCUAAAGGUUACUUUGAAAGCAGUUAUUGAUGAGAUAUGUGAGUCUCCUAAACCCUGUGAGAUAGAUCCAAUCAAAUUAAGAGAAGGGGAUAAUGCAGAAAUUAAUAUGGAAAAUCUACGCUAUUAUGUAGACAAAGUAUUCCGUGAAAUUGUGCGGUCAAGUAUAAGUUGUCCUACCCUAAUGUGUGAUGUUUUUUAUUCUUUGAGGCAUCUGGCUGCCAAAAGAUUUCCAAAUGACCCUCAUGUACAGUAUUCUGCAGUGAGCAGCUUUGUGUUUCUUCGUUUCUUUGCUGUAGCCGUAGUCUCACCUCAUACUUUUCAUUUACGACCUCACCAUCCAGAUGCACAGACUUCUAGAACAUUAACUCUCAUAUCAAAAGCCAUCCAGACUUUGGGGAGUUGGGGAAGUUUGACCAAAAGCAAACUUUCAAGUUUCAAGGAGACAUUUAUGUGCGAGUUUUUUAAAACAUUUCAAGAAGACAAAUUUACUGAAUCUGUCAAAAAGUUUCUAGAUGAUGUUUCCUCUACUGAAAGUAAAGAACCAAGUGGUCUGAGUGAGCCGGUACAUCUAAAAGAAGGAGAAAUGUACAAAAGAGCUCAGGGAAGGACUCGGAUUGGUAAAAAGAAUUUCAAGAAGCGGUGGUUCUGUCUAACAAGUAGAGAAUUCACCUACCACAAACAGCAAGAUAAAGAACCAAUCUUCACUAUUCCAAUCAAAAACAUCCUUGCAGUGGAGAAGCUUGAUGAGAGCUCCUUCAACAAGAAAAAUAUGUUUCAAGUACUACAUGGAGAAAAACCACUCUAUAUCCAAGCAAAUAACUGUGUAGAAGCUAGUGAGUGGAUAGAAGCUCUCUGCCGGGUAACAAGAUGCAACCAGAAGAGGCUUAGUUUUUACCAUCCUUCUGCUUUUUUGAAUGGGAGCUGGCUUUGCUGCAAGGCUACAGUAGAAAACACAGUGGGCUGUGCUCGUUGCACUGCAGAUGUUCCAGCUGAUACUCAAAUUGAGAUUGAUGGAGACAGAGAGACAGAAAGAAUUUACUCACUUUUCACUAUCAACAUGUCUAAACUUCAGAAGUUGGAAGAGGCUUGUGGAAGCAUAGCUGUCUAUCAAGGUCCACGGAAAGAACCAGAUGACUAUUCUAACUUCACAAUUGAAGACUCUGUAGCAACUUUUCAUACACUCAAACAGAUAAUAGAUAUAGUAGAAAAGCUGAAUGAAUCACAUGAAAAAUACCAAAAGAAGAGAUCAUCUAGUGCUAAAUAUGGUAGUGAAGAAAAUCCAAUUGUUGGAAAGGUUUCCUAACCAAAACGAACUCUGGCACACUUGGAUGGAAAAGAAACUGGAAAUGUUCUUGGGGGUGUUGUUUUUUGUUUUAUUUCAUUUUUUAUUUCAUAAUAUGCAUUUUUACAAAGUAUUUAAAAAUGAACAUAAAUGCUAGUUGUGUUGACAAUCUAUUUAAUAUUUAAUAGAAAGCUAGCUACUUGGAAAUCUGGUCUUAGUGUUGAUUCUCAUUUUGCUGAAGAACUUGAAGUUCCAAGUUCCAGGUUCUUGAAGUAACAGAUGUGAAUAAAACUAAAUGUUGUUUUGCCGUUGCUGUUUUAUUGGAAAGAACUUUCUACACAAAUAAGCUUUUUAAUGGAACAAAAUCAACAUGGCAUCUGUUGGUUGUAUUGCAUCUCCGAAUACAUGUUUUGCAAAAUUGUAUGAGUUUACCAUGAGUGCCUGCCCUGCUGAUAACGAUCUUGAAAUAGAAAUCCCAAGAUACAAUGACAUGGUAAAGACCUGAAGCUUCACACUCAA
Oxyura jamaicensis (ruddy duck) is the source of this 4229-nucleotide messenger RNA. It is a transcript of the gene RASA2, whose product is annotated as RAS p21 protein activator 2. The transcript has 19 exons. Gene Ontology annotation, molecular function: GTPase activator activity; phospholipid binding. Lineage: Eukaryota; Metazoa; Chordata; Aves; Anseriformes; Anatidae. The record is from RefSeq and is a predicted model, not a curated record. Gene Ontology annotation, biological process: regulation of GTPase activity; negative regulation of Ras protein signal transduction; intracellular signal transduction. The coding region runs from base 1932 to 3731 and encodes 599 amino acids.